GCGUUCGUCGUUCAAAGCGAAUGCGAACUAACGUAUUUUUACGAAACAACGUCCAGCGCGUAUCUACGCGAGAUAAGGAUUAUUAUUGUUUGCAAUUUUAUGUUUCACUAAGCAAACAAAGCCGUUUGAUAUUUGAAUACACUGGUUUCAAUAAUCCGAUAACAAUAGACGUAGGUACAUAAUAGAUGGAAUCAAAUUGGUUGCUAAAGAAAAAAAUUAUCAUAGUAAAAACAUUCGUAUCUACAAUAUCAUGAAUUUAAAUUUUUUAAUUCGCUUUUUAUUUUGAAUAAACAGCGAAGACGUGAACUAUAUGAAAUAUUUUUAAUUAAAACGUUGUGUCUUCAGAAACUGAACACCGAAUACCUACAUGAUUUGGAAACCUGAUUAUCGACGCGUUUUGAUCACCCGAAGACACUAGUAAUAUUCCUAGACUAUUAUACUGCUUUUCGAAUUAAUUUCACCACAUAAACAAAGUAAAAUUCCACUGUUAUCGUCAAGGAUAUGUAUGUAGUCGUAAUUGCGCUAGUGCUGGGAUUGUAAACAAUGUUAUCUUCGUGAGAUAAAGCAUUCAUUACCGUUGCUGCAUUUUGUGCAGUCGUCGUUAUUAUAGUAAAGAAGACUUUGAGAGAAGAAAAGAAAGAAAAAAAAAACAAAAAUGCGGCGUUAUGGUUAGAGGCGCGGCGACGCGUGUCUCGCUUGCCUGCCGUCUCUGUAACUCAAAAGUGCUCAAAAGUGUUCGAUUUGUGUAACAGUGCGCACGUGUUUGUCCCGUGCACGCGGAACAGCUGACUAACCGAACUAGUUUCUGUGAAGAAAUACGAGAUUCUGGUAUAUUCAUGAUUGAAGUUCUGAAAUGUCUCUAAGAGGAUACAGCACGAAACUUUAAUUCUUCAUGUCAAAGAGAUUCACGACGUUCAUGAACAAAAACAAUUACAGCUACGAAAGUGUUCUUUUCGGGAGUGUGAGAUCGAGGACUAGCCGGUCCUUGAUGUACCCGAUAAGCUACAACCCCUGCGCCCUGACACUCUGCAUCUCAAAGAAGCCUUGUCGUUACUCAGCUAGAGAUCCAAGAUUAAGAUACGGGUCAAGAGAACUAAGCACCUCCACGUAGACGUCUCGUCUAGUUGGAUUUUAUAUCCAGUUUCGGUAGUUUCGACGUCCUUAGAGGACUCAAGUCUGCGUGCUCAUUAAGCACUGUUCGUGGUCGCUCCAUUGACUAAUGGACACGGAACGUACAUAUGCAAAUGGAGUCGCCGGUAAUGAGAAGUAUCUCAAGUACGAGCAUAAAGUUCCGUCUGAAGAGGAGAAGACUACGUCUCCUUUAUUAGAGAAGGACAAUAUAGAGUUUAUUGAUGGUGUAGAUUUGAAGAAAGAUGAGGGAACUCAAGAUUCAGAUAGAAAAGAUGACGGAAAUAACUUGACGGUUGGUUACUAUAAAGACGGGAAAGAAGAUGAUGCGACAUCAACUAAUGAAGGUGUAAAGUUCUUUGGGCUAGGAGAUGCAGAUAGUAUAUGUUCUAGUGGACCACCGCCGGAGUCAACUCCGCAAAUACCAGAUGGCGGUUGGGGCUGGGUGGUUGUGGCUGCUUCAUUUCUAGUAGCGACAGUAGCAGACGGCCUGGCAUUUUCUUACGGGCUGAUAAAUGACAAGUUCGUCCUUUACUUCGAGACCAGCGAAGCGAAAACUUCGCUUAUCGGAAGUUUGUUUAUAUCCGUUCCAUUGAUCGCUGGGCCAAUUAUGAGUGCUUUAGUCGACAGAUACGGAUGCAAGAAUAUGACUAUAGUUGGCGGGGUUGCGUCUACAAUCGGAUUCGUUGCUGCAUCAUUCAGCAAUUCCGUUGAAGUCUUAUAUGUUACUUAUGGUAUAAUGGCUGGAUUAGGUAUGGGACUAUUGUAUGUUACAGCUGUCGUAUCAAUAGCGUUUUGGUUUGAAAAGCGCCGUAACUUAGCCGUCGGGCUCGGCUCGUGCGGAGUUGGCUUUGGAACAUUUAUUUACUCUCCCUUGACGACCUACUUACUUGAUGAAUACGGUUGGAGAGGUGCCUUACUACUACUCGCUGGCACGGUACUAAACGUGUGCGUGUGUGGUAUGCUCAUGAGGGACCCUGAAUGGCUGAUUCUGGAACAAAAAAAGCAAAGACAGUUGAGUAAGGCAAAGAGAGCUUCCAGUUCUAUGUCGAUCUCGGCUAGAUCUGCAAAGUCUGGUGGAGCGGAGUCCAUGUACCCUGGAGUCGAGGAAAUUAAGACAAUGAUAAAGAGUGGUGAGACACCGGAAUAUAUCCUAACGGCAUUAGUCGCGUCGAUUGCCGAAGCGGAAAGCUUGGAGGCUGCUACAAAAGCUAAUGCGGAUCUUUCCAACCAUAAAGUUAGCUCAGUGAUAAAUUUACCUACGUUUUUGAAGCAAAGCGAAAAGGUACCAGCAGAAGUAUUAGACCAGCUUAUAUCAAACAAGCGACUUUAUAACAUAGUAUUACAGAAUUAUCCAUCAUUACUUGCACUAAGGAGUAAUUCCGAACAGAAACUACCCACAGAACCGCCCCCGUCCAAAGCGAAACCAGUGAAAAUGUCCAUGAAGCUGAAACUCAGUAAGAAAGAGAAGAAAGACUUUGCAUCUAAGCUGGACGUUGUGAAGGAGAAGUUACUGCAACCGAUACCAGAAAACAAGGUCAUAAUACCGAAAGCUGAACGGCAGGCUUGGUUCUCGAGACAGAUCCAAACCGAUCAUCAUUAUUUCAGAGAGAUAAGGGUGCACAGGAAUUCGAUAAUGCAUCGCGGGGCAAUGAUGAACAUUGCCAAGUACAAACUCCGUGCGUCGUCUUGUCCAGAUAUUUAUAGAAAUUCUAUGUGGUCCGUUGAAGACCACGAGGAAAAGACAUGGGGACGACGACUAAUAGACACGAUCAACAAAACAUUUGAUUUCAACAUGUUCACGGAGUUCCAUUUCCUAAUGAUGAACUUAUCCACGCUGGUGCUGUUCAUAUGGUUCAUAGUACCUUACUUCUACAUAUCCAGUUUCAUGCAGAUGCGGGGCUACUCCGAAGUAGACGGCUCUUGGUUACUGAGCACUUUUGGCAUUGCUACCAUAAUUGGAAUAGUGGGCCUCGGUUGGAUGGGCGAUCUGCCCUGGGUGAACGUGACCAAGACUUACGCGAUAUGCCUCGUAUUCUGCGGCAUAUCGAUAGUAAUGUUCCCGGUACUGAUACGAGUAUUGGAUCCGGCAUCGCCGGCCAGUUUCUACGUUCUAGCCAUCAACGCGGCGAUUUUUGGAUUGAUGUUUUCCAGUUCAUAUUCUUACACGCCCAGUAUAUUGGUGGAGCUGAUUGCGCUUGAAAGGUUUACUAUGGCGUAUGGCCUGGUGCUACUCAGUCAGGGCGUUGGCCAUCUGAUUGGUCCCCCUAUAGCUGGAGCUCUCAAAGAUUCGACCGGCCAAUGGGACGCGGCGUUCUACUUGGCUGGUAUAUGGGUGAUCGUUUCCGGUGUCCUUGUUGGCGUCAUACCUUACACCCAGAACUUCAGGAUGUGCGGCAACGCGCCCCUGGCCAAGGACGCGGCCGGCGAGCCUGACCCUGGAAUCAAAAUUAUUAUAGCACAUUAAAUUUUGAGGUUUCGAUUUAAGUCGUCAAGUGUUUGCUUUCAGAUUAAGUUUUAUUUUUUAUUUUUAUUGCUUAGAUGGUUGGACGAGCUCACAGCCCACCUGGUGUUAUAAGGUUACUGGAGCCCAUAGACAUCUACGACGUAGGUAAAUGCGCCACCCACCUUAAGAUAUAAGUUCUAAGUUCUCAGUAUAGUUACAUCAUUCUGCUUCACACUUUCGUGGUUAUCUACAUUGCAAAAUUUUUUUUGGAAGGAAGGAUUACUGGUGGCCUUGAGCCCUUUCCAGAUUCACCAAGGCAUGUAGGUGAACAAAGGCUCAGCCAGGAGGGACGAGGUUUUCUAAGAGCUUAAACCUUUAGGUUUCAAUUUAAGUCCUCAAGUGUUUUGCUUUCAGCUUAAAUCAUUCUGCUUUACACUUUCGUGGUUAUCUACAUUGCAUACUUUUUUUUGAUAGGAAGGAUUACUAGUGGCCUUGAGCCUUUUCCAGAUUCACCAAGACAUCUGGGCGAGCAAAGGCUCAACCCAGGGAUGGGAUUUUUUAAGAGCUGCCCGAGCGUCUUUGGACGAGACUUAACCACUCAAGGGCAGCUGAUUCUCGAAUGCAUAUUAAUUGGGCCGUAAGUGUCACAUUUAACGUGGUUCCGAUAUUUCAGCGUAUUGCAAGCGUCAUGACGAUGGUUAGACUGAAGACUGUGGGUAGGAUGUUGGGAACAGAUAAACCUAUCUACCCUCUUUCUGAUCUAUUUUUGGAUGCUACCACUGGAACUCGUUGAUUAGUACCGACAGUAGCGGGUACACUUUCUGUAGGAUUAUAUGUGAAAAUUGUUGUAAGACCCCGAUUAUCUCUAGUGGGUUACAUUAAUCGACAUUCAAAGGCGACAUUAUUUCGAGGUGAGCGUUCGCAUUGCCAUCGAAAUACGACCAUUAAUUAGUACUGAUGACUGAUUCAGACUUACUUUACUACUUACUAUUUUGAAAUUUGUGAAGGUGAGAGGAAAUGCGUUUUUUUUUUUGGUAAUAAUAAUAAAGCUAAUGAAAACAAAAAGAAAAUCUAUUAACCAAUAGAAGACAAAAAUUGACGUAACUGGUUUGUGCAGUUAUAAACAAAUUUUUUUUCUGACGCCACAUCCAUAUUCAGUAUUUAUGUAGUUACUGAUUUAUUAAAAUUCAGAACUCUUUAAAAUCUUUUUUAAAUCCUAUUGUACUUAGAGCUUCAAACAAUUUGCGUGUUUGGAUUUUGAUUUUUAAAAAUCGAAACUUCGUGAUUAGUUACAUACGUAUAAUAAAUACAGCCGCGUGCUGGGUCGAGCUUAACUAAGUAUUUAAUUUAUAAUCAACUUUUUGAUUUUCCGACACGACGUACUGAAAAUAGCUACCAAUUCAUUAAUCGGUUUCUGGGAUUAUUCUUCAUCUCUGUAAGAUGCAGCGAAAUCCCUUACUAACCUCAAAUGAGAGAGAAUUUAAUAGAUCCAAGCGAGUGAUAGACAAGAGCUUACAGUAGAGGGAAUUUCCCCCGCUAACGUACGCUAAGGGCCGAAGUAUCACCAGUCGUAGGCGCUGUAAUUAUUCCGUCUAUCCAAAGCUGGUCUAGAUGACGUCACGGGUGUCACCUGGUUGCUUGUUCACAACACGCGUAUAAAGCAACUUACGUCAUCUACCUCCACGGGAAGAUGCGCCUAUAUGAGAAAUAUAACUAAAGGACUACAACACCUAUUAUCUGUGUGCUUAUUGCGAAUUUUUUAACGUUUUCGAUAACGUAAAAGUUAACUCAAAUUUGUAGAGUUGGAACGUUCGGCUACGUUUGCCGCUAGGGGCGCUGUUCCAACUGCAUACAAAUUUAAGUUAACUUUUACGCUAUCGAGCACGUUAAAAAACUCGCACUAAGCACACUCAUCACUCGGCCACUUUAAGUAGAUACUUAUUGUUCUCAUAGAAACCUUUCACAGAAUUGUAUUUGUUGUACCUGCGUAUUAAUGAAAAAUCAAACAAGACCCAACCCUAUUCUUGAGUGUAUUAGCACAAAUUUUUAAUAAAGUGCGAAGUAUUUUUAACAGUAAUUGUGUAUUUUUUAUGCUUUAUUUACAAGCCCCGAGGUGAUUUUUAGUAAUUUUAAGAUAAUUUUGAUACUUAAUUGUUUAGUAGGCUGCAAUGCAGAUUAUUUUGUAAUGUGUGUAACUCUGUGUACAUUUACGUAAUAGACUUUUGUAAGAUUACGAAUUGACAUUCAGUUUUCGAAUACUAUUGCCAUGUUUCUUAAGUGAACACUACAGUUCGAUUUUGUGUUUGUUUUAAUUAUACUAAUAAAACGUUUUAAUCCAUUUUUA
Bombyx mori (domestic silkworm) is the source of this 5918-nucleotide messenger RNA. RefSeq names its product monocarboxylate transporter 14. The record is from RefSeq and is a predicted model, not a curated record. The transcript has 6 exons. Gene Ontology annotation, biological process: transmembrane transport. NCBI's taxonomy places the organism in Eukaryota, Metazoa, Arthropoda, Insecta, Lepidoptera, Bombycidae. Bases 1220 to 3595 code for a protein of 791 amino acids. Gene Ontology annotation, cellular component: membrane. Gene Ontology annotation, molecular function: monocarboxylic acid transmembrane transporter activity.